Messenger RNA from Sinocyclocheilus grahami, 1617 nucleotides. RefSeq names its product bifunctional glutamate/proline--tRNA ligase-like. The record is from RefSeq and is a predicted model, not a curated record. Gene Ontology annotation, cellular component: methionyl glutamyl tRNA synthetase complex; cytosol. Gene Ontology annotation, molecular function: glutamate-tRNA ligase activity; ATP binding. NCBI's taxonomy places the organism in Eukaryota, Metazoa, Chordata, Actinopteri, Cypriniformes, Cyprinidae. The transcript has 13 exons. Gene Ontology annotation, biological process: glutamyl-tRNA aminoacylation. Bases 1 to 1617 code for a protein of 538 amino acids.
AUGGGGACUCAGCGGAGAAUGGGCUCACCCCGACUACCGGUCUCUACUCUCUCCAGCCCCCUCUACCAGCGCAUGCUCCAGCUGAAGACCCUGAGCUCCCUCCGCCAACGAGGGACCGAGCUGAGGGAGUUUGCCGGGGAGUUUAAGAAGGCUGAAUUCACCUCUCUGCCUGUAGGGGCGCUGUUGACUGCUGAGCAUGUGAAGGGCAGCAUCAAUCUCUCUGUGGAGGAGGGCAAAGACACCAUGCUCCAUGUCUCUGAUAAGGUGCAGUUCAGUGACGUGAACUCCAUCACGCGUUAUCUUGCCCGAGUGGCUCCGGCGUUGGGACUCUAUGGUUCUAACAUGAUGGAGCAAACUGAGGUUGAUCACUGGUUGGAGUUCAGUGCCCGGCGUCUCUGUGGUCAGUCAGAUCUCUCUUCUGCUCUGGGUGAUCUGGAUAAAGCUCUGGCACUGAGAACCUUCCUGGUGGGUCACAGUGUGACCCUGGCUGACCUCUGCGUCUGGGCUGCUCUCAAAGGAAAUGGCGAGUCACAGGCCAAGCCAAACUCCUACCCUCAUCUGUGCCGCUGGUUUUCGUUCCUGAGCUCUCAGGUGCCAUUCAGCUCAGUGGGCAGCAAAUGGGCCAGCAAGAUCUCUGCCAUCAAAGCCACUCCUGUGGAGAAGGAAAAAAAGCAGGAUUUGGGAAAGUUUGUGGAGCUCCCUGGUGCUGAGAUGGGCAAAGUAGUGGUGCGUUUCCCCCCUGAGGCUAGUGGAUACCUGCACAUCGGUCAUGCCAAGGCAGCUCUACUCAAUCAGCACUACCAGGUCAAUUUCAAGGGCAAGCUCAUCAUGCGUUUUGAUGACACCAAUCCUGAGAAAGAGAAAGAGGACUUUGAGAAGGUCAUCUUGGAGGAUGUGGCCAUGCUACAGAUCAAACCGGACCAGUUCACCUACACAAGUGAUCACUUUCCCACCAUCCUGCGCAUGGGAGAGAAGCUUCUACAGGAGGGCAAGGCCUAUAUAGACGACACUCCUCCAGACGCCAUGAAACAAGAAAGAGAGCAAAGGGUGGAGUCUCGCAACCGCAGCAACUCUGUGGAGAAGAACAUACAGAUGUGGGAGGAGAUGAAGAAGGGCACAGAGUUUGGCCAGACCUGCUGCAUGAGAGCCAAGAUCGACAUGAAUUCCAACAACGGCUGCCUGCGUGACCCCACACUGUUCCGCUGCAAGAGCGCUCCUCAUCCUCGCACCGGCAAUACUUACAAAGUGUAUCCCACAUAUGAUUUUGCGUGCCCCAUUGUGGACAGCGUUGAGGGGGUCACGCAUGCCUUACGUACCACUGAGUAUCACGACAGAGAUGAGCAGUUCUACUGGGUAAUAGAUGCCCUUGGUUUGCGUAAACCGUACGUCUGGGAAUAUGCCAGACUCAAUCUUAACAACACUUUGCUCUCCAAGAGGAAGCUCACCUGGUUUGUCGACCAGGGCUAUGUGGAUGGCUGGGAUGACCCUCGUUUCCCCACAGUCAGAGGUGUGCUGCGUAGAGGAAUGACUGUCGAGGGACUCAAACAAUUUAUUUCUGCUCAGCUUGAAAGUUUUGGUGAAUUGGACUUUCAGUGGAGCUUCUGGCAGAUUCUCUAG